UCGUCAAAAAUAUGAAUUAUGUUGCAAAGAAAAAAGUGAUUCUAAUGAUAAUCAUUUGGAUGGUAGCAGUCAUUUGUGAAUCCCUCAAGACAUCAUUAACUAUAUGUGAUCUACUUUGACCCGUCUUUCUCAUGCUACCCAAAAAAAUGACGUGAUAUUAGAUCCUUGUAACUAACUCAAUCUAUCAUCAUCCCUUCUAAUUUGUACUUUCUCUGUUGAUAAAAUCUAUACACAGAGAAGUACAUAUGACAUAUCAAACCACCAUGGAUACAAAUAAUAUACUACUCUCAUUACAAUCUCUUCCGGUUACAAUAUGCGCCACCUUCUUCUUUCUCUUCCUUCUAUUUCGCCUACAUAGAAGCCGCAUAGCUUCAAAGACACCACCGGAAGCCGGCGGAUCAUGGCCGUUAAUCGGCCACCUCCACCUCUUAGGUGGUUCCCAACCACCUCACGUCACCUUAGGAAACUUAGCCGACAAAUACGGACCCAUCUUCACCGUUCGUUUAGGUGUUCACAAAACCUUAGUAGUAAGCAGUUAUGAAAUGGUGAAACAGUGUUUUACCGUAAACGACAAAACUUUUGCUUCACGUCCUAAAUCUAUAGCCUUUGAAAUCAUGGGUUAUAACUCUUCCAUGUUUGGUUUGAGUCCUUAUGGUUCUUAUUGGCGUACCGUGCGUAAAAUUGCCACUGUUCAUGUCCUCUCAGCUCAACGGAUAGAUAUGCUUAAACAUGUAAUGGAAUCUGAGGUGAAAGAAGCUAUGAAAGAGAGUUAUUCAUUUUGGUUAAAGAUGAAGAAUGAGGGUAACUCUGAAAGGGUAUUUACGGAAAUGAAAGAAUGGUUUGCAGACAUAGCGAUUAACGUUGUUUUUAGGACAGUAAUGGGAAAACGUUUUGAUGGUGAUGAGGAAGAGAAUCAAAGGAUAAGAAAAAUGAUUAGAGAUUUUUUUAAUCUUAGUGGUUCAUUUGUUGUUUCUGACAUGUUACCGUAUUUGAGAUGGUUGGAUUUGGAUGGAAAACAGAAGCAAAUGAAGAAAACAGCAAAAGAGUUAGAUGACUUUGUUUGUGUUUGGCUUGAUCAGCACAAACAUAAGAAGAAUUCUGGUCGUGAACAAGAUUUCAUGGAUGUGCUGCUUUCAACCGUUGAUGAAGAUUUAGAUGGCCGUGAUGCUGAUACUACAAUCAAAGCCACUUGUAUGGCACUAAUUCUAGCAGCUACAGACACUACAGCAGGAACAUUGACUUGGACUCUAUCUUUACUUCUUAACAAUCGUGAGGUCCUAAACAAAGUCAUUCAUGAAUUAGAUACACAAAUUGGUAAGGAAAAGAUGGCAAUACAAACAGAUUUGACGAAGUUGGAGUAUCUUCAAGCCAUUAUCAAAGAAACAUUGCGUCUAUACCCACCAGCACCACUGAAUUUGCCUCACGAGUCUAUUGAGAAUUGUACCAUUGGUGGAUACCACGUGCCAGCUGGUACGCGUCUCCUAACCAACCUUUCGAAGCUUCAACGAGAUCCAAUGUUAUAUUCGGAUCCGUUGGAGUUUCGACCAGAAAGAUUCCUCACAACACACAAGGAUGUUGAUGUCAAAGGCCAACAUUUCGAGUUGAUUCCAUUUGGUGCAGGUAGAAGAAUGUGUCCUGGAAUCUCAUUUGGUCUUCAACUUAUGCAAAUAACACUUGCUACAUUGUUGCAUGGGUUUGACAUAGUGACUUCAGAUGGAGGACCGGUUGAUAUGGUUGAAAUAAGUGGAAUGACCAACAUCAAAGCUUCUCCUCUACAAGUCAUCCUUAGUCCACGUUUGUCAGAUCAAGCUUAUCGUCAAAAUUAAUGUCCGAGGUGGGGAUUUUGGUCUCGCGGUGUGAAUUAUAUCACACCAUUACAUAAACUUUAUUAAAAUUAUUUAUAUUAUCAUUUAAUGUAUAAUAAAAGGAUUCCCAUUCUCUUUUCUCUUUAACAACUGCUUUUGUAAAACCUUGGUUGCCACAGGGACAAAUCAAUUGGAAAUUGUCCUUUGCUAAAUAAGAAAGAUUAUAAAGUACUGAUAAGU
Messenger RNA from Medicago truncatula (barrel medic), 2045 nucleotides. Its product is annotated as cytochrome P450 CYP82D47. The record is from RefSeq and is a predicted model, not a curated record. The coding region runs from base 246 to 1826 and encodes 526 amino acids. Lineage: Eukaryota; Viridiplantae; Streptophyta; Magnoliopsida; Fabales; Fabaceae. Gene Ontology annotation, molecular function: heme binding; iron ion binding; oxidoreductase activity, acting on paired donors, with incorporation or reduction of molecular oxygen. The transcript has 2 exons.